AUGUCCGGCUCGUUGGAGAAGUUAUCCGCGACUUCUUCCUCGUUGGGCGGAUUGAUCUUAUUGGGCUUGGGCGGAUCAUUGCGUGAAUUGGGCGGAUUGGGCUCCCCUUCGCCAGUCGCCACCAGCUGCUGCUGCACCGCUGCUGGCUCACUGCUGCUCGCUUCGCCGCCGCCACCGUCUUCUUCCCACACGGUCCUGCUCCGAGUGAUCCGGGAUUCUUUAUUUCUCGUCCGUACGCGACUUCUCGGCGGCAAGCUCGUGGCUAUGGGUUCCUUACAGCACGGAUCACGGUGUGUGCUGGAAGCUUGGGAGCGUUCUCACGACGACCAUCACUGCGAGAAAAAGAAAGUUUCGCACUCCUCCUGGAAAACGAGGAGGCUUGAACCAAAAACUCAGUCUUGUAGGGUUUGGAUGUGGAGGCGGCGCUGUUGUGACGAUGUUCCGGAUGAGUUGCUCAUCCGGAUCAUGUCCCUCCUCCCCUCCUCCCGCGACUUGCAUUCUUCUUCCCUGGUAAGCAAGAGGUGGGCGCGACUGGCACGCCUCGUCACGCAUCUUUGCCUCGACUCGAGCAGUCCUGGCGUGGAGCAGGGCCUCGCGCGCUGGUUUGGUCAUCACAACAGCCUCCGCCAGCUAUCGAUCCAGAGCUUCUUCCAGCACCAGCCGGACUGCAGCUCCACUCGCUGGCUGCACCAGGUCGGGAAAAGUCUCCACUCGUUGAGCAUCUCGAGCACCAGCUCGCAGCACAAGUUCGAUGGCUUCUGGUCCAACGUCUCGGCCUGCCAGGAGCUCCGCUGCCUCCACGUCCAUGGCAAGCAACUCGCCCAGCUUGGCGAUGCAACUUUGCCUUCACCGCUGCUGCCCAAUCUCCUCUUCCUCACCCUCCGCGCAAGGGUGGACGUGACUUCCCUUCGGCAGCUGCUCGACCUCUGCCCCUCGCUCCUGGUGGUGCGCAUCAACGGGCUAUUGGUGAGAUCCCCGGGGACCUACGUGCUCAAGAGCCGCACUCUUGUCAGCUGCCAGUCCGAAGGCUACUUUGAUGGCGGCCUCGACAACGUCACCAUUGUUCUCGACGCGCCGAAGCUCCGCUGGAUGUUCCUUGUCGCCCCGCGCAUCGUGCUACUGCCUGCUACGUGCAACAUAGACUGGAUCCGGAUGACUGGAAUCAUGGGUGGAAUCCAGGGGCUGCGCUACUCGAGGCUCACAAAGCUUGCGUUCACCAACCCGUUCUACAGCUCCGCUCAAGUUAUGGACAAGGUGGCGAGGUACUUCGCUUGCAGAAAGUCGAGCCUACGCGGGAUCAAGACGUUCUACUAUUCCGUUUUUGACGAUGGCAUGCCACUGUUUUCUGUCGAUCUUGCUGCAUUGCUGGAGCCUUUCCAGGGCCUUGAGAUGUUCAUCGUCAGUUUCAAGAGCAUCAAGUUGCUCAACGUGGCAAACUGCACCGCCCCCUUGACAGUCUUUGUGGAGUACUUCUGCGUCACGCACGUCUGGGAAAGUGAAGGUCCCGAACUGGAGGUCAUCCGCGAGCUGCUGAGGAGAAGCAGCGGCACCACUCUGGAGUUGAGGGGCUUCUACAUUAGAGAGGAUGUGAACCCCGAGAUCCCUUCGUUGCUUCAGGAGCUUCCAAAGGAAUUCCCAGGACGCGUCCAGCUGCCACCCCUGCAGCUUGUGCCCCGGCCCACCUGCGGCAUUCUGUGGCGGUCCUGGCAAACAAGUGUUGCCAUGGAAGAUCCCUACACUGGAUUCAGCAACCACUGGUGCAACUUAGUGUACGGGUGGCAGUCCGAAAGGCCAUGCGCGUGGGAGUAGCAGUCGCUCCUCAAGACGAUGGCAACAAUUUUGAGCUGCAAGGUGAGAGUGCUGUCUCGGACAUGAAAAAAAAUGUCCCAUUGGUGUAACUUUGACGUCCUGAUUUAUUGCUCGACAUCUUCUCGAGGCAAACUGAAAGCACAAUUCAUGGCAGUUUCACUUGCAGACUUUGCAGACCUCUACAGGCACUUGAAGCUACCUGUGCCUCCUGGAAAACAACAUCCUAGUACGGAGAAGCAAGCGCAAAUUUGCGUUCACAUCAUGACGGCAGCAGCAGCCUCAAGUAUGGAUUGCUGCUGCAUGGCAAUCUCAAGUGUUAGACAACAGCUUCAAGAAAAAGGCUUUGCGCCACCUUUCUCAGCUUUGGUCUGCGUCGACGUUCAGACUUGAAGUCACUCACUCAAGAUCAUCCACAAGCAGAGCAACAUCCUCUUGACUCAGGCUCUCGGCUCUUCUCUAGAGCAGCCUCUUGCUCAAGUCGGGAUGGCGAAAACGCUUGACCGAAGCAAGGACGGGCUCUAGAACUGAUACGAUGCAAUGUGCCACGUAGCAUUAUACAUACAGUU
This is a messenger RNA of Selaginella moellendorffii, 2375 nucleotides long. RefSeq lists its product as uncharacterized. Gene Ontology annotation, molecular function: protein binding. NCBI's taxonomy places the organism in Eukaryota, Viridiplantae, Streptophyta, Lycopodiopsida, Selaginellales, Selaginellaceae. The coding region runs from base 1 to 1809 and encodes 602 amino acids. The transcript has 5 exons. The record is from RefSeq and is a predicted model, not a curated record.